GUUACUGUGGCUUAGUAGCAGUGAUCACUUUCGAUGUCUCUUGCGGUCGACGGCCAGAGCAAUGACAACAUCGCGCAAAGCUCUGGCGGUUUCUCGUUCAGAGACUUUGCGCGACGUGGUCUCAACAAGCUGAACCUCAACACACAGAAAUCAGGCAGCCUAGAAGGCGCAGACCCGGAACUCGCGAUUUCCUUUCUUCAGAGAGGAACCGCGCACCUGACGUCGUUGAAGUCGAGACUCUCUUCUUGUUCUGAUGAUUGGAUGCUCAGCUUUCUCGAUCAGAGUGGACUGGAGUUGAUCUUUGAAUGUCUCUCGAAACUCGGAGAACGAGGAUUCGCAAAGUUUACUGACGCCAUUGAUCAGUUGACGUGUGUCGGAUGCAUUAGAGCUGUUAUGAACUCGAAGGUCGGUCUGGAGCACAUCGUCGAGAGCACAAGCCACGUCAAUACACUGGCUGAAGCCGUUGAUACCAACAAUGUUAUGGUCAAAAUGCAAGUCUUUUAUUUGCUUGCUGCACUGUGUGUCUACUCUGAAGCUGGAUAUGCUCUAGCCGUUGAUGCUUUGAAUCACUACAAAAAAUGCAAAGGGAAGUUGUAUCGUUUCAGCUUGGUGAUGAAUGAGCUCAAGCUUUGUGAAGUCGAUGCAUACAGGUUGAGUCUGUUAUCUUUCAUCAACUGUUUGAUCACAGCAGCACCAAGUGUCGAAGAAAGGAUUCGAACUAGAAAUGAGUUUAUAGGGCUGAAACUGCUUGAUUUAUUGACUGAAAUGAGACAUUCUGAAGAUGAUGAUCUUCACAUACAGUUGGAUCUCUUUGAUGACAUAAAGCGACACGAUGAAGAAGAAAUGGUGUCAUUCAAUGGUGUUGACUUCAAUAGUCACAUGGAUAUGUUUAAUGCUGUCUUCUGCAAAGUGAGUGACACACCACGAGCAAUGAACUUGUUACACGUACUGCAACAUAUGUACUUGAUAGAGGAUGAGGGUGCACUUGGUGAUGAGAUCUGGGAAACAAUGGAGAAGCUGGUUCAUCGUGUUAGCCUUGCCAACAGCCAGCAGAAGGCAAAACAAUUAUUAAAUGUUGGAUUGGUCUCUCAGAAAGACACGAAAUGCAUUUCUGUUGAAACACAGACAGCUGAAAAUUAUUUUGGAACCGAGCUGGACUCUCACUUGUUGGACAUAAGCGCUCAACAUUCUGGUUGUAAUGGUUUCCAUAAUUUUCAGAUCGAAAACAUUAAAGGGUCUGUUAAUUGUGUGUCAACAAUUAAUCCACUUAUUCCAAAUUUACAGGACAUUGCACCACUAAAGUCUGAUUUGGGACAUUCUGGUGCAGAUGUGUCAGCACCUCCUCUUUUAGUACAAUGUGCAAUCUCACAGACAGCCAUUCCAGCACCUCCUCCUCUUCCUGGACUGCCAGACUUCCAACGUUCACCUCUUCCAGAUCUAGUACCACCAGGCAUCCCACCACCACCACCUCUUCCAGGACAGCCAGGCAUCUCACUACCACCUCCUCUUCCAGGACAGGCUGGUAUUCCACCACCACCUCCUCUUCCAGGACAGCCUGGCAUUCCACUACCACCUCCUCUUCCAGGACAGCCUGGUAUUCCACCACCACCUCCUCUUCCAGGACAGCCUGGCAUUCCACUACCACCUCCUCUUCCAGGACAGCCUGGUAUUCCACCACCACCUCCUCUUCCAGGACAGCUAGGCAUCCCACCACCACCUCCUCUUCCAGGACAGCCUGGUAUUCCACCACCACCACCUCUUCCAGGACAGCUAGGCAUCCCACCACCACCUCCUCUUCCAGGACAGCUAGGCAUCCCACCACCACCUCCUCUUCAAGGACAGCCUGGCAUUCCUCUCCCACCUCCAUUUCCAGGACAGCCUGGCAUCCCACCUCCACCUCCUUUUGCUGGCGCUCCUCCUCCUCCUCCUCCACCUGGAUUUGGUCACCCUGUUGCCAUGGCAGGUCCUGCAGUGGCAGCUCUUCCUGCUAAACCUACUCAUAAACCUUCUAAGAAGAUGAAGAAAUACAACUGGAGCAAGCUGCCUCCUAAUCGUGCCUACAGUCGGGAAGGUCAGACAAUAUGGGAUCGAGUAGUACAAGUACAAUCACAGAAGCAUCAAGGAAUAGCAGUUAAUUUUGAAGAAAUAGAGAAGUUGUUUUCUCAGCUUCAGGUGGUGAAGAAAGACAAGAAAAAAGAUGAAAAGAAGAAAGCCAAUGCAAUAGUUGACUUAUUAGAUCCCAAGGUCAGUAUGAAUCUAAACAUUUUCUUGAAGCAGUUCAGAAGAUCGAAUGAGGAAAUUGUGACAUUAAUCAAGAAUGGAGACACCAAACAGAUGGAUGUAGAUCAAUGCAAAGUGUUGAAUAGCCUGUUGCCUGACAUGGAUUCUAUGCAGUCUAUUUUGGCUUACAAAGGAGAUUUCAAAAAGUUGGGAACAGCUGAGCAGUUCUACUCGUUAGUGUGGAAAGUCGACAGCUUUCGUCAGAGAGUCGAGUGCAUGCGACUGCGCCAUGAAUUUGCUCAAGGAUUCAGCUAUUUACAGCCAGCUCUCUCGACACUGACAGCUGCAGCUCAAGAAAUUAAGAACAAUGAGGAACUGUGUGAGAUCUUGAGUAUUGUUUUGGUUGCUGGAAACUUCAUUAACAUGGGUGGUUAUGCUGGUAAUGCAGCUGGCUUUAAAUUGGACUCUCUGGUGAAGAUGGAUGAUACAAAAGCAAAUAAACCAAGAAUGACACUUACACAUUAUAUUGUUAAGGUGGUUGAAGAAACAUAUCCGCAUGUGCUGGAGAUUGGCCAAAAGAUGCCACAUUUGGAUAAAGCAGCAAGACUGUCAGUUGACACGUUGCAGUCAGACAUGAGUGACUUGAAAAAGAUGCUGACAUCAGCUACAUGGUCUCUUGAAGAAGCAGCAGAGGACUUGAAACAACAGAUGAAUGACUUCAUCGAGGCAUCAUUUGUUCAGCUUAGUCAGCUGGAAGACAUGAUGGAAGAAAUUCAUCAACUGUCUGGCAGGCUGGCUAUGUUUUUCUGUGAAGAUUCAAGCACAUUCAAGUUGGAAAAUUUCCUUCAACUGAUCAAAUCAUUUGUAGGUCGAUUGAAUGUUGCUCACCAGGAUAAUGUACAAAGAAAAUUGAGAGAAGAACGUGAAGCAAAGCGUCAACAGCAAAAAGAAGCAGAAGAAAGAAGAAAGAAAGAGAAAGGAGAAAGUAAGUCUGUUGGGAAAGCACCCGAGAAGAGGCUGUCUGGCUGUGUCGACAAUCUUCUGGCAGACAUCAGGACAGGAAGCAAACUCAGACAAGCAGUGUCUAGAAAAAGUGGAGUGUCGAGUCCUUUGCUAUCUCCUUCAAGAAGUACUGUGGCUGACAAUGAAGUGAUUGAAACAUCACUGUAAUGCCUGGAUAAUUCAAAGGAUGUGACACUUGCAAAGCAAACAGAUAGUUUUGGAGGUUUGAGAUGAAACUGUUGCAUGUAGAGUACAUUUCGUUUGGUAGCCAUAUCAUUUGGGCCAGGUGCAAGGAAUAAUUUAUCAUCACUAGAAGCACCAUUAGAGUAAAAAUCAAUAAUUACCAAUUUCAACUACUCUAAUUGUUGAUUUUGCACUAGGUGCUUUUUUAAUAAUUGAGUCAUAAAAUUGAUUCUGUAGAAA
Molecule: messenger RNA, 3645 nt
Organism: Corticium candelabrum
Lineage: Eukaryota; Metazoa; Porifera; Homoscleromorpha; Homosclerophorida; Plakinidae
Product: inverted formin-2-like
Exons: 17
Coding region: 34-3390 (1118 amino acids)
Biological process (GO): actin cytoskeleton organization
Molecular function (GO): small GTPase binding; actin binding
Source: RefSeq, a predicted model, not a curated record